AUGGCCCCCCUCGCCGAGAAGCACAACAUCAGCUACAGCCAGUUUGCCUGCAUCGGCUCCGGCUUCUCUGCCAUUGGACUCGGCGCGACGCUCAAGAGAUGGUACGGCAUCACCGACGUUCGCUUCUUUGAGCGCCACAGCGACCUGGGCGGAACGUGGUUCGUCAACACAUACCCGGGAUGCGCUUGCGACGUGCCCAGCAUAUUAUACAGCUUCUCCUUUGCGCCCAACCCGAAUUGGACCCGCGUGCUCCCCUCGGCCCGCGAGCUCUGGGCCUACCUCAAAAAGGUGGCUGACGACCAUGACCUGCCGGCCAAGAUGACUUUCGGCGCCGACGUGAUUCGCUGCGAGUGGCUGCAGCACUCGCGCCGCUGGCGUCUGCACAUUCGAAGCACCGACGACGGCACCGUCUCGCUGCACGAGUGCCAGUUCCUCUUCACCGGCGCCGGCGCCCUCUCCAAGCCGCGCGAGCCCGAUAUGCCGGGCAUCGACUCGUUCCGCGGCCCCGUCUUUCAUGCGGCGCGGUGGAGGCAUGACGUCGACCUCCGGGGCAAGCGCGUGGCCGUCGUCGGCAACGGAUGCACCGCGACGCAGGUUGUGCCCAGCAUCCUCGACAAGACCGAGCACCUGACGCAGUAUAUCCGCUCCAAGCACUGGAUCAUCCCGCCCGUCGACGUCCCCCAUACCAAGACGAUCCAGUGGCUCUUUGGCCAUGUCCCGGGCUUCAUGGCCUUUGUGCGCUUCAUCGUCUUUUGCAUUGCCGAGGACGAACUGCGAAGCUUCUACAUGACGAACGCCGGCGCUCGGUUCCGCGUCCGCCGCGAGGCCCAGAUCGCCAGCUACAUGCGCAAGACGGCGCCCCAAAAGUACCACAAGCUUCUCGUCCCGGAAUUCGAGAUUGGCUGCAAGCGCCGCAUCUUCGACCCGGGCUACUUGGCGGCCCUGCAUGAGCCCAACAUCACCCUCACCGACGACCCCAUCGUCGAGGUGCUGCCGGACGCCGUCCGCACCAAGAGCGGCAUCAUGACCGAGACGGACGUCAUCGUACUGGCCAACGGCUAUGCCACCAAUCAGUUCUUGCCGGGCAUCCAAGUCGUUGGCCGCGACGGCGUCACUUUGGACCAGCACUGGUCCUCCUUUGACGGGCCCGAGGCAUACAACUGCUGCGCCCUCAACGAAUUUCCAAACUUUUUCAUGAUCUUGGGACCCAACACGGCCACGGGUCACACAUCCACCAUCAUGGCUAUUGAAAACGCCAUCAACUACUCCCUCCGCGUCAUCAAGCCCGUCAUCGACGGCGACGCCACCGUCGUCGAGAUCAAGCGCGAGGCCGAGGAGCGCUACUCGCAGCAGCUGCAGCAGAACCUGCAAAAGACUGUAUGGUGGGGAGGCUGCCGCAGCUGGUACACCAAGGAGGGACCCGACGGCAAGAAGUGGAACGCCAUGACAUAUCCUCACUCGCAGGGCCACUACUGGUACAAGUGCCUCUUCCCCGUCUACCGAGAUUGGUCUUACACGAUGACGCCCAACGUCACGCGUCGGCAGUUAUUGCGCAGGACACUCAAGAUCUUGUGGAUAGGCCUCUUCGUCUCUUUCAUCAGCGUCUCGCUCGCCGCCAAGAAUCCUCCGUUCGAUGUCCGCUGGCCCAUCUACUACGUGACACGCUCCUGGCAGGCCUUGAGACAGCGACUCUCUUUGUAA
Messenger RNA from Hirsutella rhossiliensis, 1701 nucleotides. Its product is annotated as l-lysine 6-monooxygenase (NADPH-requiring) domain-containing protein. The coding region runs from base 1 to 1701 and encodes 566 amino acids. Lineage: Eukaryota; Fungi; Ascomycota; Sordariomycetes; Hypocreales; Ophiocordycipitaceae. Gene Ontology annotation, molecular function: flavin adenine dinucleotide binding; N,N-dimethylaniline monooxygenase activity; NADP binding. The record is from RefSeq and is a predicted model, not a curated record. The transcript has 4 exons.